This is a messenger RNA of Wasmannia auropunctata (little fire ant), 2521 nucleotides long. RefSeq lists its product as uncharacterized. The record is from RefSeq and is a predicted model, not a curated record. The transcript has 3 exons. NCBI's taxonomy places the organism in Eukaryota, Metazoa, Arthropoda, Insecta, Hymenoptera, Formicidae. Bases 1535 to 1891 code for a protein of 118 amino acids.
CACGUUAAUAUUUACUUUCAUACGCAGCCUCCGUUCGCGGCAGUCCAUUCCCGUCUGUAUCGUGUUCACUGUCUCGAACCGGCUGAGAGGACUCACGGUGAGUCGAUGUCUCGGAUCCCCUUGACGCGAUACUUCGAUCGACGGCGAUCGAAGAAAUUCGCCGCGGAGUGUGAGACGAAUAAAUUAUUUGUGAAUACGUGAAGAGUGAAUAAAGCGGCACUAUAAUUUCUCGCGUCGUUCGCUUCUACCGCAAGUGUUGCAGAAAUGUUUUUGAUGUUUUGAGAUAAUUCAUCAGAGAUUGUUAUACAUUCGGAGCACUCGUCGAUAAAAGUGAUUGAUCUACCCGAGUUGGAUAAAUGGCUGUUUCCGUCGUCGACUCUUGAGAACGAAAUUGUCGAAUUGUCGAAAAGACGAUAAGUUAUAUCUUCUUUAUUGAUCUAUUCAUGCCUUACAUAUAAUUGACGAUUCAGAUAUCAAGAGGAUUGAAGAAAAUUCUGAUUCUGUGCCAUCGUCAGAUAUCAGAUUUAUAUUUUUUACGAUAAUUUUCGUUAUGUUAUAAUUUUUGAUAAAAUAUCAAAAAUAUUAUAUCUACUAAAAGAGUUACGUAAGAGAAAAUUUUCCUUUACGAGGCAAUUGACGUCUUAGAGUGCGUAAAAAAUUAUGCUAUUUCUUUUUCCAUUUGUAACGAACGCGUUACAGCGAAAUUUGAUCACGGCUAGAAGCUGAUAACGGUAUAUUCGAUACGUAUCUGAUAUAUAACGACGCCUAAACUGGGACGACAGUGACAACUUGCCGAGGAUACGAGCGACUGACUGUCAAUCAGGAUAUUAUACAUGCUUCAGUGCAGAUUAAGUGAUUCAUAUUAACGGCAUGGACUAUGAUAGUGUUCUCCUAAUUCGUGAGCGUUUACGACGCCGUAUUCUCGCAAUUUCUAAUAGGAUAUGCGCCAAGGUGCCUUACUUGCCGCAAAUUGUUUCGCCGCCGGGUCAUUACAAUAUAUAGCAGACGUCACGUCAUACGGCAUAAUGGCCGAUGAAUUGCAAAAUAGCCGAACGCUUCACCACGUUUGCUCAUCGGCGAUGCUAUCGAUCUCGGGCGAACAGGAAGACUUUCUAUGAAAUCCGUUAUUACCAUAAGGAUCGUAGCCGACGUCAGCGCGAUCGUUAAUGUCAAGAAAGAUAUUUCCCGCCGACGAGAAUUGAUAGAAAAUCGAGAGACCGCAAGGCGAAAGUUUCUCGUACGUCGUCAUGUAAUUUACGUCCUCAACCCUAUCGGAAAUUGCGAAAAAUUACGGAACAUUACUGUGGUAUUCUUCUAAACUGCGACAAGAAGUCAUCGAUAUUUUUCCCUGACGUAAUCGCGAUGCUUCACGAAACAACAAUGAAGAUGAUCCAUCGCAAGCAAUAUUUAAGUAGCGUUGAAUGACGCGAGAACGAAUGUAGACACUCUUCAGCCGCGUGCGAUUCUUAGAUAGAUGACCUAAUAAUCGUUCAAGGACAACUCGACGUGUUGCAAGAUAAUCUACAUCGUCGACAUGAGGAUCCGCUACGUGCCACAGGAUAUCGGGAACUGCCAUAGACGUGAGUCUAAAAGCAGAUCCUUACCUAAAACUGCUCGACUAGAACGGAACCGCAAUGUUCGAGGUGAGUUUAGAGAGAGGAUUUCUAUGAAACACACAAGCGACAAUGCCCAUAUCCAUUUCCAGAGAAGUAUACGCCUCUGUUUCUUUUUCAUUUUGCACGAAACAAGCACGCCUACGAUGAACAAUAGCUCAUGGAAUGGCCAUGGAAAUGCAUUAUCGCAAUUGUUUGUAUUGCGCUUUAUGUCGUCGUGGGUAGGAAAUAUUAUUUUUGCGCGUUCACUUGUGAAACCAGGUAUUACGCGGCGAUAAUGCAGACAGAAAAUCGAUUAAAUCUACCGUUUAUUUUCGCACUUCCUAUUAUACGUUGGAACAGAACGUUAAAACAGAAAUAGCGAUAUAAUCCACGUAUUCUAUUUCGAAGAGGGUAAUGCACUCCUCCAGCCAGUUUGAUAGCUUUAGUUGAGUUGUUGAAAUUAACAAACAUGGAAUUAUUUGAGUCCAUCAUUUGAAUCCAUCAAGAAAACCCGAUUGUUUUCAUUUUUUUUUUAUAUAUAUAAUAGAGAAAAAGACUUAUUAAAUAUACUUAAUUGUAAAAACGUCAAAUGCUUUUAGAUUUCAAUAGAUACUUUUUUGUGACUUGUUGGAUUUUAUGAUACUUAUAUUUGAGACUUAGCGACUUGGGUGGCUUGCUCGCGAGAAGCUUUAUUACGGGCUUCAAUACGGAUCUCGAAGAAGCCACUGCGCGUGUUUAGGAUAAGUUCUCAAAGUUUCUGCUUUACAGCUGCAUUUCUACCGCGUCUCGCGUCGUCACGGUUUUAUUGGAGACCCGUACUUUUAUACCUCGCAGAGAGUAUACAUACGCACACACGAGUAUGUAUCGCAUCUGAUCCACGCCUCUUCUCGCGCUAUCGCGAGGAAGCAGAUGCACGAAUAAUUAAG